Molecule: messenger RNA, 3890 nt
Organism: Misgurnus anguillicaudatus (oriental weatherfish)
Lineage: Eukaryota; Metazoa; Chordata; Actinopteri; Cypriniformes; Cobitidae
Source: RefSeq, a predicted model, not a curated record
CACACGAAUGACAAAAAUUAACAUAUCUCUUUAUCUCUAACAGGAAUCUGUCAUUUUUGCUUAUUUCUUUUAUGUCUGAGGAUAAAUGUAUGCAAAGAUAGCACAUUAGAACUACACAAGGGGAUAUAAGUUCCUCUUUUGUAUUUUUGCUGUCAUUUGAAAGUGAUUUGAACUUUGCUAAGAUGCUCACUGAGAUCAACGGAUUCUGUUUGAAGUUACUGAAUAUACUCUACAGACAGAUGAUGUUUCCAGAAUCAAUUCCUCUCUUUUUGAUAGUUCUUGUGUUCAGUUCCUCAACUGAUUCAAAUGAAAGUUUUAUAAAAGUUCCAGAAACAGAACAAACUAAAUCUGAAGGAUCAUGUGUCACCAUCCCCUGUACUUAUGAUCAAAGAAAAGAUAAAAACAUGAAACUUCUCUGGUUUAAGAAUCCAGUAUAUGAUCAAAAAGCAAGCAUCUUUAUUGGGACUAUUGUAUAUAGUAACACAGGUGAUCGUAACCAGUCAGCAGGUUACUCGAGUAGAGUCGAAUACAUCACUGAUAAAACUGAAAACCCCACAAACUCUUGGAUAAAAUGUGAUUUAAGAAUCAAUGAUCUACAGAAGACAGACAGUGGAAAUUACAGCUUUAGACUCAUUGGCUCAGACAAAAAAAAAUACAUGAGCACACAUAUGAAUCUCACAGUUACAGACAAUCCUUGUAAGGUGAACAUUGAUUCAUCAGAGAUGAAGUAUUCAGUCAAAGAGUCAGAUGAAUUUACUGUUCGCUGUUCAACCUCUGUUUCCUGCUCAUCUCAUCCUGAGUGGAUUCUCCAUAAACCAGGAAGAAAUCCAGAAAGAGUGACGUCAUCAAAUAAUAGAUACACACCGAAUAAAGAGGAAAAUGAAGACAAAAAGAUCACCAGACUGAAAUUCAAUACAACAUGGGAAGAUGACAACAUGAUCUUGUCUUGUCGUCCAGAAGAAAGUCAGGACAGCUGCCUCACUAGAAAUAUCACUCUGUCUGUUGAAUAUGCACCAAAGGAAGCAAAAGCAACAGUGAGCUCUGAUAAUGUAAAGGAAGGAGAUUCUGUUACUCUCUCCUGCACCUCUAGAGGUCGCCCUGAGGCCACCAUCUCAUGGUUCAAACAAUGGGAGAAAAUUGUACAAUUGGAUGAGGGGAGACUAGUUAAUGUUAAACCAGAAGACAGUGGAGAAUACUACUGCAAAGCUGAAAAUAAGCACGGAAAUGUAAAAUCAAAUACAAUUUAUAUCGAUGUUAAGUAUGGUCCAAAACAAGUCAGUAUGACACCUGAUGGUAACAUUAAUGAUCUCAAAGAGGGAGAUGAGCUGAUACUGAAGUGUUCAGUGGGGUACAGUAACCCAGCAGUCAAUCAGUUUAAAUGGUUCAGAUAUAAUUCACAGUUACGGCAACAAACCAGUCGGACAUUAACCAUAAGUGGAGUUAUACCAGAGGACACAGGCUCUUACCACUGCACAGCAAGCAAUGGAAUAAAAACAGCACAAUCUAAAAGUCUCUAUAUAUCUGUAAAGUAUUCACCACGCAAUAUUAAAAUAGAGGGCAACACCGAAGUUAAAGUGGGCUCAUCUGGACUACAUCUAACAUGUUCAGCUGAUGCAAACCCUCCACCAUCCUUAUACACUUGGAAACACAAAACUACAGUGAUGUCUGAAACAUCUAGAGAGUUAAAAAUUCAUAGUGUGACCACUGAACAUUCAGGGACGUACACAUGUGAUGUUACCAAUGAUAUUGGUACAAAAGCUGAAUCCAUUGAUGUUGAUGUGCUUUAUCCCCCUACUACACCUGAGUUGACCAUGAAGAGUGAAGUGAGAGAAUAUGAUGUGAUCGCAAUUAUGUGCAAUGUGCAAAGUUAUCCUGCAUCAGAGCUGACAGUGACCGGACCCUCAGAUCUCAAAAACAUUCCUACGAGUCGAAUGAACAGCACUGAAUCUGAAAACAUGUUAAAAAUCUACCUGAAUAUAACUGAGUCAGAUGCAGGUGUGUACAGGUGCACGGCAAAAAAUUCAGAGGGAACAGAAUACACUGAAAAACAGCUGCAGGUGUUGCAUGCACCUAAAAAUGUUAGCGUGAGUUCUGAUGGGGAUCAGACGAUAGGAUACAAGCUGACUCUUGCAUGUAACUCUCGAUCUAAUCCAAAUACAUCCUCUUAUGAGUGGAAGAAACUCAUCAAUGGAGAAUUAAAGACAGUUAGGAAAUCACAGAAACUCCACUUUGAUUCCCUGAACAUCAAUGACUCUGGUCAAUACAUCUGUGUUGCUGGGAAUGACAUCGGAAAAACAGAAUCUCCACCAGUACAUGUCAAGGUGAAAUAUAUCCAACAUGUAACCAUCAUCCAUAACAUGACAGCUCAGAGGAAUUGGGAGCAUCCAGUCUAUCUGAUCUGCAGUGCUGAUGCUCAUCCUCCUCCGAAAGUAUUCAAGUGGUACAGACUGGAAAACAAAACAGUCUUGUCCCACCAUCAAAACUUCACCGUUCUACCUCAGAACCCAGGAAUGUACUACUGCACCGCAACCAAUGAUGUUGGGACCUCAAAAUCUGAACCCAUCAUGCUAUUUGUCCACAGCAGACUUACUCUGUUCUUGGUUAUUUUCUCCAUCAUUCUGCUGCUGAUUCUCAUUGCUCUGGCCAUCUUUUUGAUACGCAGAGAAAUCAUCAAGGCAAGAUUAGAUCAACAGAAUGGAGCAGAUAAUCCAUUGCAUUUUAUCCCAAUGUUCCUGUCACGCUCUUCCACAGUGACAAACUUGCUUUUAUUGGGAUCUCAAAAUAAUACUCGUGAGAAUCUGUCAAUGACUGGGAUUUCUGAUCCAAACCAUGGAAGGACGGUCUACUCGGAGAUAGCACUCCAUUCGCAAGAUCCUGCAAGAACACAGGUUCCUGGUGCAAGGCCAGUAUCCAAUAACCAAAAACAAAAAGUGGCUAAAGUGAAACAGGGAAACCCUAAAAAACAAGACAACGGGGACAACAAUUCACUGAACUAUGCUACAUUGGAGUUUAUGGGGAAAAAUGAACCAGCAAAAGGAGCAUCUGAAAAUACUGGUUUAGCGGUCUACGCCAAGGUGGCAAAGAAAAAACAAACAAAGAAUACUGAGCCAGAGCAAGAUUAUGAGAAUGUUUCUUCUGCAUGUGCCCCAAAACUUCAGUUCAAUAAUUUUGACUGGGAGUCAGAUACCAGCGAAGAAGAUGACAUAAAUUACACCAUCGUGUCUUGUCGUGCUAAGCCCGGUCUCAGAGGACCCAAACCCAAACAGGAGAGUGAUUCGAGUACUAGUUCUGAUGAAGACAGCACCGUAUAUUCAGCCAUAAAAAAAUAAAAGCCAGGUGGACAUGGUGAUGUAUAUUAUUUUAUAUCUGAAAGAUGUGGCAAGCGUGAUGUAAAAUUAAAUAGUUUGUUCGAACACAAUAUCACUGCAAUUCAUAAGUAUUUUACGAGGAGGCUAAUUUCUAUGAUCACAUACUCUUUAAUAUGAUCUGUUUUUGUCCCAGUGCUAUUGGGUUUAAUGACAGGGCUUCAGUAUUUUAAAUUACCCACAUCAUAAAAUAGUUACAAAUUGCAAUGGGUUCAGACCACUUAUUCAUUUGUCAAAGCGCUUCUUUUAAUUUUUUAAAAUUCUUUCAAUUCUUUUACAUUUUUCAGUUUAAGUUGAACAAAUUCACAUUUGGAGUCGGGUUAUAUUGCAGAAGAUUUUAUAAACAAAUCCAAAUGAAUUCAGCAAACCAACAGCCUAAUAUUGAAAGGUUCUGUAUGAUACUGUAAAGAUAAUGAUCCUUUGAAUGCAACAAUUGUACCAAAUGCUUGUGCAUGAUACUUGAUAACUAUGCUUGUGCAACAAAAAAGCUAUAGACAUUUUAUUUUUAUACAUUUUAUAAAUUGU